UAACGAACCAGAGCUCGAGCGGAGAGGAGCCCCAGUUGUACGUAAAGAGUCCGAGGGAGCGGCGCGUGGAGCGACCUCUGUUCCUCGCGCCGGAGCUUGGGGGUGGUGGGGUGGGGGGUGGAGGCUCUCUCGCGGAGGCCAUGGAGCACAUCGGGACACUGGCGGGGCAUCUGCAGCAGCACACCCACCACGUGGAGCCCAUCAGCUUCGGCAUCGAUCAGAUCCUCAGCAACGUGGAGCAGAGCUGCAUGCUGGGCGCGAGGAUGCACGAGCAGGACUACGGGCACGGGGCCUACACCUGCGGCGUGAACGGCGGCGUGAAUGGCGGUUACGCGUACGGCAACGGAGGGUACAAUGGCACCGGCGGCCCGUGCGGUAUGGCCUCCCUCGGCGGGGGUUAUCACAUGAACAUGGGCGUGAACGCGAGCGGGACUAACGGGAGCUCCAACGGGGUCAUCCGGGUCCCCGCGCACCGGCCGCUGAGCUGCGGGAACGCGUCCGGGCCGCCGGGGAGCGGGAGCAUGAACAACCUGACGUCGGUGACCUUCCCCUGGAUGGAGAGCAACCGACGCUACACCAAAGACCGGUUCACAGUGUCCCUCUCACCCCUCACUGUGACGCGUCGCGUAGGUCACCCCUACCAGAACAGGACGCCCCCGAAGAAGAAGAAGCCCCGGACGUCCUUCACGCGGCUGCAGAUCUGCGAGCUGGAGAAGCGCUUCCACCGGCAGAAGUACCUGGCGUCGGCGGAGCGGGCCGCCCUCGCCAAAGCCCUGAAGAUGACGGACGCGCAGGUCAAAACCUGGUUCCAAAACAGACGCACAAAAUGGAGGCGGCAGACGGCGGAGGAGCGAGAGGCGGAGCGGCAGCAGGCCAACCGCCUCCUCAUGCAGCUGCAGCAGGAGGCCUUCCAGAAGACCAUCAACCAGCCCCUCACCCCGGACCCGCUGUGCCUGCAGAACAGCUCGCUGUUCGCCCUGCAGAACCUGCAGCCGUGGACCGAGAACACCGGCAAGAUCAGCAGCGUGUCGGCCUGCGAGUAGAGCCCACGCAGGGGCAGAGACACGCCGCGGGGCCCGCCGAGGAGCCCCGAGCAGAGGAGCCCCGAGCAGAGGAGACCCGAGCAGAGGAGCCCCGAGCAGAGGAGCCCCGAGCAGAGGAGACCCGGUCUUGUUCAUCGGGUUAGUCUUCAGACAGCUUCAGACGGGGGCCCUUCACCCAUCUAAUGGGGGUCCACAGUCUGAUCUGGAUCCCUGUAGAGGUCUUCAGCCCUGCAGACUGACAUUUUUUGGAAAUAUUUCGGAGGUGAUGAACGAUAUACUCCUUAAAAGUGCAAAGAAAAGACCAGGAGAGGACCGGGAGAGUGAGUUGUUGUAUUAUAGUUUACCUAUAAGGGACUUGAUGUUUCAUAAACAGCAUAUUUUCAUAUUUGUGUGUCCAUCCGUUUAAUCCGCCAUGUUAAUGGACCUUUUUUUUACUCAACUGCAAAAUAACAGAGCACUUGUUUUUAGCACCUUUGUAUAUGAAUUCAAAAUUAAUCUGAUAAAAAUGAGAAAAGACUCCGUCUGAUGAUUAACCCUUUUAUAAUUUAGGAGUAAUGGGCCAAGACAAAUCAUAUGUAAUGCCACAUCUGAACACAGUUUAAUACAUUCACAUUCAUAUUUUUUUACAAACUUGUAUUUUCUUAUUUCUCCCUCACCGCUGUGCAGUGUGGAAGCCGAUCUCAGACCUGUGAGCUGAGACCAAACACAAGCAAAGACCAGUCAUGUGUGUGUGUGUGUGUGUGUAUGCUUCAACCAUUGUAUUCAUACUAAUGACACUAAUAUAUUUUGGACACUGAAAUUAAUUUUUUUCUCCCUAAAUUCAUAGUCUAUCUAGUAUUUUCAGCCACAUGUUUGAUUUUGUGGAUAUACAUUUUUUUUUAUCAAAUGUUCAUUUCCAUGCUGCAUAUAAGGAUUUGGUCAUUCUGAGUAAACCUAAAGGCAAAACAAA
Molecule: messenger RNA, 1992 nt
Organism: Anoplopoma fimbria (sablefish)
Lineage: Eukaryota; Metazoa; Chordata; Actinopteri; Perciformes; Anoplopomatidae
Gene: tlx1
Product: T cell leukemia homeobox 1
Exons: 3
Coding region: 141-1043 (300 amino acids)
Biological process (GO): regulation of transcription by RNA polymerase II; animal organ development
Cellular component (GO): nucleus
Molecular function (GO): DNA-binding transcription factor activity, RNA polymerase II-specific; RNA polymerase II cis-regulatory region sequence-specific DNA binding
Source: RefSeq, a predicted model, not a curated record